AUGCUCUCUGCGAAUAAAGAGCCUCGUAGGACUCCGGUUACUCAAAUUGCGCCGAGGCCAACUUCGGUGAGGUGCGAUUCAACAAAUUUCGGCUCUAUGCAAGGUGGAACUGCUACAGAAGCCUCAGUGCAGGGGAGUCCAAAGAUUCAACAGCAACUGGCAGCGAGGAAAUUGGUGUGGUCACCGGAAUUUGAGUUUGAUAAAGAAAUUUUACAAACAAUUCCUUUAUGGGUCAGGUAUCCAAAAUUGCCGUUAAGUUGUUGGAAUCCUGAAUCAUUAAGCCAAAUUAGUAGUGUGUUAGGAAAUCCAUUGUUUGCAGAUGAAUGCACCAACAAGGUGGAGAGGAUUUCUUUUGCUCGGGUACUUGUGGAGAUCGAUAUUACUAGAGAGUUGCCUAAGAAGAUAACAGUAUUGGACCUUAAGGGUCGUACAUUUGCACAGAGGGUGGACUAUGAUUGGGAGCCCUUAUAUUGUUCUCAAUACUUAAUGGUGGGGCAUAAGUGUCCAAAUAAUGAGGUUGCUCAGCCUAAACCAACCAAACAUAAGGCUGCCAAAAUGAAGCAGAUAUGGCAGAAUAAGGAUAGAGCAGAUGAAACUGAAGAUAGUGGUUCUAUAUUGGUCCCGAAAGAGACUAAUAGAUCUACAGAGGUGGUUACUCCAAAGAUAAAUCCUCCUGUUCGAGUAGACACUAAUGAGCAACAGGAGAAGUCCGCUAAUACUGUCCCGGCUGAUGAGGGUCCAUGGCAAGUAGUUAAGCACAAGUCUGGGACUAAAAAUACUUAG
This is a messenger RNA of Lycium ferocissimum, 783 nucleotides long. RefSeq lists its product as uncharacterized. The transcript has 2 exons. The record is from RefSeq and is a predicted model, not a curated record. NCBI's taxonomy places the organism in Eukaryota, Viridiplantae, Streptophyta, Magnoliopsida, Solanales, Solanaceae. The coding region runs from base 1 to 783 and encodes 260 amino acids.